ACUUCCUCUCUCCACCGUUCUCAUCCAUUUCCUUCCCACCCUUCACUCGUCUCCUUAACUAGAGAUUGAGACAAGAGAAUACCUUACUGUAACUUACUACUUCAAUCCAGGAUCCACUCGUAUCGGACCUUCGUUUCGUUCCAUCUCAUCUAGGGUUUUAUCCUUCUAUUCAAUUCAAUAAUCUUGCUAUUUUUAUUCUUCUUUUGGAUCCGAAUCGGAGGUGCUCCGAUUUGGAGAUCCGGUUGCUUCUCCUGUCUGUCUUGGCUCGAGAUCCGGGCCAAGCACAGAAGUAUCGGGUUCGGCUACGGGCUCCGUUUCUUAGAUUUAAUCUUUUCUCUCUUCAAGUGACGUUCAAUCCUUUCUCUCUCUGAUAGUGAUACUGUCGGUUGUUGUUUUCUUUGAGUGGGUGUUUGGUUACUGAGACAAGGAGGGAAAGUGAAAGAGAUUUAGAUUUGAGGAUUGUAUAGAAUUGGACAAGUGUAAAAAUGGCGACGAGUGAGGGGUUUCUGACGGAUGAGCAGAGGGAAAUGUUGAAAACAGCGAGUCAAAAUGCAGAUAAUUUGUUGUCUUCGUCUCCCAAGGGUUUGUUCCCAUCCCCAUUGUUCUCUGACCAUCACUUAAAAGUUCCUGCUGCGGGGAAAUCCGGUACUGCUGGGAUUGCGGUGAGGCAUGUCAGGAGAUCACACUCGGGGAAGCAUGUGCGUGUUAAGAAAGAUGGCGGCGGCGGCAAGGGAACAUGGGGGAAACUGCUUGACACUGAUGUUGAAUCCCAUAUUGAUCGAAAUGAUCCUAACUAUGAUAGUGGAGAGGAGCCGUAUCAGCUUGUUGGGGCAACCAUCUCAGAUCCUUUAGAUGACUAUAAGAAGGCUGUUGUUUCAAUAAUAGAGGAGUACUUUAGUACUGGUGAUGUGGAAGUGGCUGCAUCUGACCUCAGAGAGCUUGGGUCUAGCAAUUAUCAUCUGUACUUUAUCAAGCGACUUGUUUCCAUGGCCAUGGACAGGCAUGAUAAGGAGAAGGAAAUGGCUUCAGUUCUGCUUUCUGCACUGUAUGCUGAUGUCAUCAGCCCAUCCCAGAUUAGGGAUGGAUUUGUCAUACUUCUAGAGUCCGCUGAUGAUCUUGCAGUUGACAUACUGGAUGCAGUUGACAUCCUUGCUUUGUUUGUAGCUCGUGCUGUGGUCGAUGAUAUCCUUCCUCCCGCUUUCCUCACCAGAGCAAAGAAGGCCCUACCAGAAUCCUCAAAGGGAUUUCAAGUUCUGCAAACUACUGAAAAGAACUAUCUUUCAGCUCCACACCAUGCAGAACUUGUGGAGAGGAGGUGGGGUGGAAGCACCCACAUCACUGUUGAGGAAGUGAAGAAAAAAAUCACUGAUCUGUUGAGGGAAUAUGUGGAGAGUGGAGAUGCUGUUGAAGCCUGCAGGUGCAUAAGGGAGUUAGGAGUUUCAUUCUUUCAUCAUGAGGUUGUUAAGAGGGCUUUGGUUCUUGCCAUGGAGAUCCGAACUGCAGAACCACUUAUAUUGAAGCUGUUGAAGGAAGCUUCUGAAGAAGGCCUGGUAAGUUCCAGUCAAAUGGCAAAGGGCUUUGCUCGAUUGAAAGAGAGCCUUGAUGACCUUGCUCUUGACAUUCCAUCUGCAAAAUCCUUGUUUCAAUCCCUCGUCCCCAAGGCUAUCUCUGAAGGAUGGCUUGAUGCUUCGUUCAUGAAAUCUUCAGGUGAAGAUGGACAGGCACAAGCUGAAGAUGGGAAAGUAAAGCGGUUUAAGGAAGAGGUUGUGACAAUAAUUCAUGAGUAUUUUCUCUCAGAUGACAUCCCUGAAUUGAUUCGAAGUCUUGAAGAUCUUGGAAUGCCUGAGUUUAACCCGAUUUUCCUGAAAAAGCUCAUCACCCUGGCCAUGGACAGGAAGAAUAGGGAGAAGGAAAUGGCAUCUGUGCUGCUUUCAGCUCUUCACAUUGAGAUAUUUUCAACUGAAGAUAUAGUUAAUGGUUUCAUCAUGCUUCUUGAAUCUGCAGAAGAUACAGCGCUGGACAUUCUGGAUGCUUCAAAUGAGCUUGCACUCUUUCUUGCCAGGGCUGUAAUUGAUGACGUCUUGGUCCCUUUGAAUCUAGAGGAGAUAGGCAGCAAGUUGCAACCAAAUUGCAGUGGAAGCGAGACAGUGCGCAUGGCUCGAUCACUUAUUGCUGCCCGUCAUGCUGGUGAGAGGCUCUUGAGGUGCUGGGGAGGUGGGACUGGCUGGGCUGUGGAAGAUGCAAAGGAUAAGAUAUUGAAGCUACUGGAGGAGUAUGAGAGCGGGGGUGUUCUGGGAGAAGCCUGCCAAUGUAUUCGUGACCUUGGAAUGCCCUUCUUUAACCACGAGGUGGUGAAGAAGGCAUUGGUCAUGGCAAUGGAGAAGAAGAAUGACAGGAUGCUGGAUCUGCUUCAAGUUUGUUUCAAUGAAGGCCUGAUCACAAUCAAUCAGAUGACCAAAGGCUUCACCCGUAUCAAGGAUGGGAUGGAUGAUCUGGCUCUCGACAUCCCGAAUGCAGAGGAGAAAUUUAAUUUCUAUGUGGAGUAUGCUCAGAAGAAGGGGUGGCUGCUAGCAUCUUUUGGGUCAUCUGUUGGAGACGGCUCCUCAAAAGCGGUGGCGGCUACUUGAGAAGAAAAGCGUAUGUCCAUUUCUCAUUCUCAUGCAUGCUGUUGCCUCUAUACAUCUCUCUGAACUGUGUAAUGGUCUCUUAUGGUGCUCAGAAGUGGGGAUGGAUAGGUAGAUGCGGGAUGUUUUGGAUUCCUUCCGAUGUUUCCCCUUUUUUGUGCUCAUCUGAUGGAGAUUCUCGUGAGAUCCCAGCCAGUGUGUAUAAAGUUGGCCCCUUUGUUUUGUUUCCUGACAUAGCUUUAGGCGCAUCCAAAGAGCAUGCUGUUUCCUGUGACGUAGCUAUGCAUGCAAUCUGAUAUGGUUGAGUACUCCGGAUUAAUUUCUUUUAUUUCCCAAAAGCCAAGAAUUAUUAUUAUAAUUUUUUUUACGAACUUUAAUUCACUUUUA
Populus nigra (black poplar) is the source of this 3011-nucleotide messenger RNA. RefSeq names its product MA3 DOMAIN-CONTAINING TRANSLATION REGULATORY FACTOR 1. The record is from RefSeq and is a predicted model, not a curated record. Bases 486 to 2627 code for a protein of 713 amino acids. Gene Ontology annotation, biological process: negative regulation of DNA-templated transcription. Lineage: Eukaryota; Viridiplantae; Streptophyta; Magnoliopsida; Malpighiales; Salicaceae. The transcript has 4 exons.